Hyaloscypha bicolor E is the source of this 945-nucleotide messenger RNA. RefSeq lists its product as uncharacterized. Gene Ontology annotation, biological process: U6 snRNA 3'-end processing. Lineage: Eukaryota; Fungi; Ascomycota; Leotiomycetes; Helotiales; Hyaloscyphaceae. The record is from RefSeq and is a predicted model, not a curated record. Gene Ontology annotation, molecular function: 3'-5'-RNA exonuclease activity. Bases 1 to 945 code for a protein of 314 amino acids. The transcript has 3 exons. Gene Ontology annotation, cellular component: nucleus.
AUGGCUCUAGUCGACUACCCUUCCUCCGACGAGGAUGAGAGCGUAGCUGUGGAGGACCUUCCUUGUUCCAGCUUGAAGCGCAAACGCGACGAGACGUCGUCAGAUCUGCCUCCACUGCCCUCCAAGUUCCAUGACUUGUAUGCAUCGACAACAAGAGUCAGUACACGAGAUGAUCCAAGUUUGCAUGGCGGGAGGAAGAGAGUGACCCCACAUGUUGAGGGCAACUGGCCGACCCAUCUCUAUAUCGAGUGGUAUCCUUCGGCUGCAGAAUAUGUCCCGUUGACUAGCUUGAUCUCAACUCUGAAAGACAAAUGUUCACUCAUAGGUGCAGAAGGAGGGAUCCGCUCCUUUCUGAUCAGCGAUCUUGGUGCACCCCUGCCACUUCACAUUAGUCUCUCCCGACCAAUUGCAUUUGCUACCGAGCAGAAGGGUGCAUUUGUUGAUUCUCUUCAAAGGGCAAUCAAGUCGUCCGGUGUUCGACCAUUCAACAUCACCUUAGCUGGCCUUGACUGGGUCGCGAACUUUGAGAAGACACGCUGGUUUCUAGUGCUGCGACUGAGAAGACCUGAUUUUGACGGACUAAACAAACUUCUCCAUCUCAGCAACAAAGUCGUCCAGGAAUACGGCCAGCCUGCGCUUUACACGAAAAUUCCUCUGAAUACCAAGAAUUCCACAGGGAAAUCUCCGUCCAAGAAAUUCCCGAGUACCCUCUGGGCUGGUAUGGAAGAUCUUUCUGAUGCUUUUCAUAUCAGCAUAGCCUGGACCUUGACAUCACCCGACCCUGAUCUUUUGAAGCUCACAAAAGCAAUAGCCACAGAUCACAUGAAAGGGCUCGAUCAAAUCCAGAUCGAAAUUGGAGAACUCAAGUCGAAGGUGGGAAAUGCUGUCACGAAUAUCCCGCUACCAAAGGCAGUCUCUGUCGGGAAAGGGCUGUUCGGAAGUUGA